AUGUUGUCUCCAGAGGUAGUCACUCACACCCAGGACGCAAAGCACAACACCCUUGGGGGGACGACAACUUGCUGUCCGCCUCCUAAUCAGUCACUCGCACAGGAGCCCUCGAACAAAGCCGCGGAGGGUCAACUGAGCUUGGUCAUGCCUCCUGCUUACCUACACAACCAACUCGUGCCAUCUACCCUGAAGGAGAGCGACAAAGCCGAGAAUCUGACGGGGCCAGGAACUACGCUCACCUUGAUGCAGCGAGACUUCAUCGCCGAGAAGGAGAAAGUGAUACUUGCACUUGCUCGGGUCGAGCAGUGUGAGGCACAAGUGGAGAGCUACAUGCUGUUCGUGGGUAGCAAUGAUGGCGUCGUGACGGCACUGAAAAACACCAUAAGUGAGUUAGCUCAACGAUCGAGAGCCCUUCACACCAGCAUCCAGGAGAAGCGUAUACUCGAGCGAGAAAUCCAGCAGAUCCUGGGAACGGCUAGAGAGGCUGAGCGAAAGUCUUUUACGAGCCAAAAGGGCCUUGUCGACCGUCAGAAGAAGCAUUCAGAGGCACAGAAAGCCCUAACCACGGCGCUUACUUCGUUCCUUGCUAUGGGCAUCAAGUUACUUGAUGUCAAAGAGGCAGGAAAAGCUGCCGGAACUGUGCCUGACAGCUGGAAGGACCACGAGUUGAUACGUUUGACACAGAGGAUCAAGGUCCUGGAGAUGUUGAUCGACAAAGUUGAGGCAGCUCUUCCUUCCUAA
This is a messenger RNA of Phaeoacremonium minimum UCRPA7, 741 nucleotides long. RefSeq lists its product as hypothetical. The record is from RefSeq and is a predicted model, not a curated record. The transcript has a single exon. Lineage: Eukaryota; Fungi; Ascomycota; Sordariomycetes; Togniniales; Togniniaceae. Bases 1 to 741 code for a protein of 246 amino acids.